Dacryopinax primogenitus is the source of this 630-nucleotide messenger RNA. RefSeq lists its product as uncharacterized. NCBI's taxonomy places the organism in Eukaryota, Fungi, Basidiomycota, Dacrymycetes, Dacrymycetales, Dacrymycetaceae. The coding region runs from base 1 to 630 and encodes 209 amino acids. The record is from RefSeq and is a predicted model, not a curated record. The transcript has 2 exons.
AUGCCUCUUCCUGUACGCUUCACCUCGCUAUACCGCCUUGUACUUCGUGCUACAUCAGCAAGUGUGCGGCAUCAUGGGGCCGCAAGUAUGCAGUUACAAGCACUUUAUAGGCCGGAAUUUAUCGAGGCUGCGAAAGUGGUGAAAGAGUUAGAGCGCAAGCAGGAGCAAGACAAGGCGAAAGAGCGAUGGUAUGCCGAUUGGGAGCAGCGAAUGUACAAUACCAUAUCCCUACUCGUCCUAUCUGCCAAUCCGUUGAAGAGCAACGUACCAAGUCGACUCACGCGCAACACCAGUUCUCUACGAUAUUCCUUAAUUGGCCCGAUGGGGUCACAGAGGCUACGAAGCACGUCUCGUUGGAACCCACAAAAGCCUCAAAGUAUCAUUGUGCGGAACGCAGGAAUUGCUAGUCAAUCUGGGAACGAUGAGCGCGAAGAGAUUUACAACGCAGUCGGGCGCGUCCUGGACGAGGCGUUUGCAGGGGCUGAGGGAAGCGCCGGGAUUGUGCUGGGCCGUUUCCUGCCUGUAGUGCCCGGGAGGAGGAGGAAGCACAACAUGAAAGAGAGUUUAUCAUCCAGAAAGAGGUGGAGGGGAGCAGAGGAAGCAAUGACGAACUUUCGGAAAACUCGUUGA